Messenger RNA from Pectinophora gossypiella (pink bollworm), 574 nucleotides. RefSeq names its product chorion class B protein M2410-like. The coding region runs from base 47 to 574 and encodes 175 amino acids. Gene Ontology annotation, molecular function: structural constituent of egg chorion. Lineage: Eukaryota; Metazoa; Arthropoda; Insecta; Lepidoptera; Gelechiidae. Gene Ontology annotation, biological process: multicellular organism development; chorion-containing eggshell formation. The transcript is spliced from 2 exons. Gene Ontology annotation, cellular component: egg chorion. The record is from RefSeq and is a predicted model, not a curated record.
AACUUAGGAAAUCAUUCUCGAGUCAACAGUCGCUGAAUACAUUGCAAUGGCCGCCAAAUUCUUCCUUGUUCUCUGCGCUUCUGCGCUCUUCGUCCAGAGCGCUGUCAGCCAGUGCGGCUGUGGUGGAUACUCCGGCCCCUCCAUCGGGCUCGCCUCCUCUGGUCUCGGGUACGGCGGCUGCGGUGCAGGACUUAACAACGCUGGUUUGGGAAACAUCAUCUCAGCCAGCGCCGCUUCUGCUAACGGCGGUGGCCUUCCUGUCACUACCAGCUCCUCUAUCGCUCCCAGCACCAUCUCUGUUGUGUCCAACAACAACAUCGAAGGUGCUCUCGCCAUCAACGGCCAGCUGCCAGUCCUCGCGGCUGUGGCUCUAGACGCACAACUGCCGACCUGUGGCUCAGCGGGCACCUCUUACAGCUGCGGUGACAGCAACGUCGGCAUCUCAAGCCAGAGUCUCUCCGCUGCUGGUAUCAGCGCCUCCAACUCUGCUGGUGCUGGUUACGGCAAUAUUGGCUUGGCCAACGCUGGUGGCCUCAGAUUGGGUGGAUCAUGCGGCUGUAGCUCCAUCUACUAA